AUGUCGCUCCUACGAAGCCCUCGGCACCAUGCUGACAGUCGGCCAGACUUUCUCAGGCUGUCGCGCGCCGGCAUCGACGACUCGAUCGGCCAGAACCUCAACGCCCUCGUGACGCCCUCCCGGGCAGGCUUCGACCCUGCGUCCACGUCACAACGGACACCGAGAUCGUUCGCCCGACAGAUCGACCCACACUCAUGCCACCGGUUCAAGGAGCAGGUCCUCUUCCCGUCGUGGCAGGCGAGGGCCGAGGUGCUGCAUUACUGCGGUGUCGUUGCGAUGUCGCCCGAUCCCGACGAUCCCGAGACCAUGCUCCGACAGGUCGAGGCUGCGAAGAACCAGGAGCGUGUCGUUGACGAGCGCUUGGACCCCUACUCGGGACGCUUCUUCCCGCGGGAGCCCCGGACGGAGAAGCUGGCGCUCCUCAUCCGGCAGGAGAAGGGCGUCGAGAACAUUGUCCGCACGAGGAGCUGGGAGAUGGUCAAGCAGCGCUGCGGGGAGUCUGUCGACACGUGGGAGGAGGCCUUUACUACGUGGAAAACGAGGCUGCCCAGUGAGAGCACAGAGGCCCAUCUGCGGUGA
Messenger RNA from Verticillium alfalfae VaMs.102, 579 nucleotides. RefSeq lists its product as hypothetical. The transcript has a single exon. Bases 1 to 579 code for a protein of 192 amino acids. Gene Ontology annotation, cellular component: mitochondrion; mitochondrial intermembrane space. NCBI's taxonomy places the organism in Eukaryota, Fungi, Ascomycota, Sordariomycetes, Glomerellales, Plectosphaerellaceae. The record is from RefSeq and is a predicted model, not a curated record.